AUGGACCCUAAUAGGGCUGACACCUUAAGAAAACAGCGGACAGAGAAUGCAAAGAGACAGACAGAUCACACAAAGUUGCCGGGUGAAGCGGAGGAGGUGCGGAGACUGCGGCAGGUGCAUGACCACCUGUGUGACGUGGCCAAGCUCAUAGACGACGGGUACGGCCUCUCGAUGCUCAGCUGCCUCGCCGCGCACUUCAUCAACUGUAUAAUCUCUCUCAACCUUUGUCUCUCCAUCAAGCUACAGUACCAGGUGUUUACCCGAGAUAAAAUGGACUCCAUGGUAUACGUUUCAGUAAUGUGGGUUGUUGUCCACAUUGGCGGCAUUCUGGCAAUCACGUGGUCCUGCAGCAAAGUCAGCAGUGAAAUCCGCCGCACUGCGGACCUGGUGAACAAGGUUCUGCUGUCGCCAAUGGACUACGGAACCACUGGCGCCAGCGUACGUCGACAGCUGAAGCUCUUCUCACUGCAGCUGCUGCACCGCCGCCUGCGUUUCACAGCGAGUGGUUUGUUCACCAUAGAUCUUUCCAACCUGUCGUCCAUGGCGACUGGUGUGGUCUCCUACCUCGUCAUAUUCGUACAGUUCAAUGACACAGAGAAGUCUGCCCAAGCUUGCAACUCCAGUUAA
This is a messenger RNA of Schistocerca serialis cubense, 627 nucleotides long. RefSeq names its product putative gustatory receptor 2a. NCBI's taxonomy places the organism in Eukaryota, Metazoa, Arthropoda, Insecta, Orthoptera, Acrididae. Gene Ontology annotation, biological process: sensory perception of taste. The transcript has 3 exons. The record is from RefSeq and is a predicted model, not a curated record. The coding region runs from base 1 to 627 and encodes 208 amino acids. Gene Ontology annotation, cellular component: dendrite; neuronal cell body; axon.